Alternaria conjuncta is the source of this 648-nucleotide messenger RNA. RefSeq lists its product as uncharacterized. Lineage: Eukaryota; Fungi; Ascomycota; Dothideomycetes; Pleosporales; Pleosporaceae. The transcript is spliced from 2 exons. Bases 1 to 648 code for a protein of 215 amino acids. The record is from RefSeq and is a predicted model, not a curated record.
AUGAGGUCGCUCAGCAAUGUUGCGUCACGCCGCUUCGCCGGUGCCGCAACGAUCCGAAAGUUCUCAAGCGCUUCCAAUGCGCGUCUGACAAGGCCUGGCUGGAAAGUCAACAUCGACACCCACGGUGGAGGCCCUCGGUAUCGCAACUUCAGCACAUCCAACAAAGCACUUGAAGGUUUCGCAUACAACCCGUUCACCAAGACACUUCCGUUCAGAAAGCCACUUCCGUUCCUCAGCCCGAAGUGCCUCGGAAUCAAAGACGCAGACUUCGCAUGGUUCGUGGCCCUCAACGUCGCCGUCCGUACCCAUAGGAACAGAGUCUACCUGUCACAUCCCGACUGCACCCCGCGUCUCGUUUUGCACGACUACCAACACACCCUGCGUGUCGUCGCCGACGCCGAGUGGAUUCUGCGAAAAGAACAGAGGACGCAUCAAUGGGCUCGGGACAUUGAUUCCACACUUCUGUGGGUAUUAUGCAUGACGCACGACAUCACCCACGACAUGAGUGACGCAUGGUAUCUCUCCCCAGACGAGAAGCGGAAUCAAUGGCAAAUCCGGGAUGCCCGCCCAACAUCAUUUGGCAGGCGUCUUGUCUCGCUGCACGCCUCUCGGGUGCUAUUCAGCUUGAUGAGCAAGGGCUCACCGUGA